Messenger RNA from Trypanosoma rangeli, 843 nucleotides. RefSeq lists its product as uncharacterized. Bases 1 to 843 code for a protein of 280 amino acids. The record is from RefSeq and is a predicted model, not a curated record. NCBI's taxonomy places the organism in Eukaryota, Euglenozoa, Kinetoplastea, Trypanosomatida, Trypanosomatidae. The transcript has a single exon.
AUGUUGGACUUCCGCGAUGACGCCUUCAGGGAGUUUUUGGUGCACACCUCCAUUCAUGAUAACGCCCCGCAAAAGUUGCGGCUGAAGGUGCAGGAUCCCCUUUCCGCGGAGGAUAUGCUGCAGCAAAUUGCACGACUGUUAAUUGAGCCGACGACCUCCAUAUCUCCGGAGGGGCCGACGCGCAUGCCCAUUUUGCUGGACUCGUCCCUGCUUGCGUUUAGCGCCGAGGAGAACUGCUUUGUCCCCGUGGAUGGCAAACCGGCCGACAUGCUGAAAGUUUUUGCCCAUUUGCUCGUACACAAAUUCAGUGCUGUGCCGUCGUUGGUGCCAAAUGCCGCCGUGUCUUGGAGGAGUUCGUUUAAUAGCGGCAUCCCCAGCGUCAGCGCACAAGACGGCGCUGCCAGUCUCGAGGGGCCUUUGCCAAAAGGUGGAUGCCUUUUCACAAGGACCCCCCCUUCUGCUGGGACGAGGCGCAACGAGCCUCUCGGGCACACUUCUCGGUUGUCGCCACACCGAACGGAUGAACUCCCCUCGCAAACAGGUGAUUUGAUGGACGGGUUGGGUGAGUACCGAAAAAGGAGGAGACUUCCCCUCACGCUGGAAUGCAUGUUGGAAGUGGUGGAAUAUCUUCUUAGUGAAUACAGUGCCCGUGCAGCGGACGACGUGAUCGAGCCGACGGAGAAGAGUGUCUGGAACCUUGUUGAGGAUAUAUCUGGCCGCAGCGGUGGUGUUUCCACCAGAUCACUGGAUCCGGUGACGGUGAACGCGUUUGUGGAGACUAUUUUAUGUAGCAUAAAUACAGGGCGAAUCCGGCGCACCUCUCACCGUUCAAUACCCUUAUGA